GCCAGAGCUAGCUAAAACGAACCAAGAGCUUACUUAGCAACAAUCCUUACGAGGAGAACGUGUUAAUUUCAUCAUUUACGAUAUCUGGCCACUUUCAAUGAAAGAUGAAACUAGGAGGCUAAAACCUAACGUUAGGUAGAGGACGUAACCGCUAACGUUAACAAUUUGUGUUGUUAUAGAAAGGAAAACCCAACGUUAGCUUUGUUAGUGAUAAACAAGUCUCAGCUAGGUAAGAGUCAUCUCUUCAAGACUCGUCGGCAUGAUCCUCUCUCGCGUGAAACCAGCAGUGGGAGGAAAGACACCGGUGAGCAUCAGUGAGAAGAAGAAGAAAAACAAAACUAGAGUUCCCCGCUUGGAGGAAUACCUGCAACAGAGAGACUACCUUGGGGCCCUGACACUGUUGGAGUUUCAGAGGAGUAUUGGAGAGAAAGAGGAGCAUGCAGACCUCUGGAUUGGUUAUUGCGCCUUUCACUUGGGUGAUUACAAGAGAGCUAUGGAGGAAUACAAGUCUCUGACAAUGAACCCUGAUUGUCCUGCUGAGGUGUGGGUCUAUCUGGCCUGUGCCCUGUUUUUUCUGGGGCUCUAUAAAGAGGCAGAGGAGGCUGCGUCUAAGGCACCAAUGUCUCCACUCCAAAACCGGCUCCUUUUCCACUUGGCUCACAAGUUCAACGAUGAGAAGAAGCUGAUGGGUUUCCACCAGAACCUGGAAGAUGUGACAGAGGAUCAGCUGAGCCUGGCAUCCAUUCACUAUAUGCGGUCGCACUACCAGGAAGCUAUAGACAUCUAUAAACGGCUUCUUUUACAGAACAGAGAUUUCCUGGCCCUCAAAGUAUACGUGGCUCUGUGUUACUACAAGCUGGACUACUAUGAUGUGUCCCAGGAGGUGCUGGCCGUGUACCUGCAGAGCAUCCCUGACUCCACUAUUGCCCUUAACCUUAAGGCCUGCAACCACUUCAGGCUCUACAAUGGCAAGGCAGCAGAGGCUGAGUUGAAGAACCUAAUCGACAUUUCCUCCUGCUCCUUUGAGUUUGCUAAGGAGCUUAUCCGACACAACCUGGUGGUGUUUCGUGGUGGGGAGGGGGCAUUGCAGGUGCUGCCUCCUCUGAUCGAUGUGAUCCCCGAGGCCAGACUCAACCUGGUCAUCUACUAUCUCAGACAAGAUGAUGUCCAAGAAGCUUACAACCUCAUCCAAGAUUUGAUGCCCACCACACCUCAGGAGUAUAUUUUGAAAGGAGUGGUAAAUGCCGCAUUGGGACAAGAAAUUGGAUCAAGGGAUCACUUGAAAAUCGCACAGCAGUUCUUUCAGCUGGUCGGAGGCUCAGCUAGUGAAUGUGACACUAUUCCUGGCAGACAGUGCAUGGCCUCCUGCUUCUUCCUCUUGAGGCAGUUCGAAGAUGUUCUCAUAUAUCUAAACUCAGUCAAGGGUUACUUCUAUAAUGAUGACACGUUCAACUUCAACUAUGCUCAGGCUAAAGCAGCUCUUGGCAACUACAAGGAAGCAGAAGAGGUUUUUCUGCUCAUUCAGAGUGAGAAGAUCAAGAAUGACUAUGUUUACCUCAGCUGGCUGGCACGAUGCUACAUCAUGAACCAGAAGGGUCAGCUUGCCUGGGAGCUCUAUCUGAAGAUGGGCACUUCCUCUGACUCCUUCAGUCUGCUGCAGCUCAUUGCCAACGACUGCUACAAGAUGGGCCAGUUCUACUAUGCAGCCAAAGCCUUUGAUGCACUGGAGAAGCUGGACCCAGAAUCCAACUACUGGGAGGGCAAGCGAGGGGCAUGUGUCGGCAUCUUCCAGCUCAUACUGGCAAACAAGGAGUCCAAGGAGACACUUAAAGAGGUGGUGCCCUUGCUGCGAAAUUCAGGAAACCCCCAGGUUGAAUACAUCAUCCGAGCUCUGAGGAAGUGGGCCAAAGACAACAGAGUCCUCCUCUCAUGACAACCCUCAGCACUGAACUUCACCUCACUGUAGGCCUACAUCAAGAGUAGCUACAUUAUGCAGAAAUCAGCAGCUGUUACAGUGCAUUUGGUCAUUUUCAGUGACUUGAAUGAAUGAUAUCUAUGCCACAUGAAGAAAUAUUGAGCUAUUAUCUUUCAUAUAAAGUUGUGUUUUGUAUUAAAAAUACAAGGUUUGAAUUGCAAUUAUCUAUGUACUUAUAUAUUUGUA
This is a messenger RNA of Seriola dumerili (greater amberjack), 2161 nucleotides long. It is a transcript of the gene ift56, whose product is annotated as tetratricopeptide repeat domain 26. Gene Ontology annotation, cellular component: ciliary base; ciliary basal body; intraciliary transport particle B. The record is from RefSeq and is a predicted model, not a curated record. Gene Ontology annotation, biological process: intraciliary transport involved in cilium assembly; intraciliary anterograde transport. Gene Ontology annotation, molecular function: intraciliary transport particle B binding; protein binding. Bases 260 to 1933 code for a protein of 557 amino acids. NCBI's taxonomy places the organism in Eukaryota, Metazoa, Chordata, Actinopteri, Carangiformes, Carangidae. The transcript is spliced from 18 exons.